CCCUUCACUGGCCCCAUGCCGGUCCUGCGAAGGUCCCAUCGAUGGCCUCCUCCGGUGGUCAUCCUUCUCUUCUCAUUCAUCUUCAUCGUUUCUUACGCAAAGUCUGAUGAAGUGGAGAUACUGCUGAAGUUCAAAUCAGCUGUUGAAAGCUCGGAUCCCAACUUUUUCAGUUCAUGGGAACAAGGGAACUCUGCAUGUGACUUCGCCGGAGUUGUUUGCAAUUCGAAUGGGUUCGUCGCCGAAAUCAAUCUUCCCCAACAACGAAUUCUGGGUUUCGUUCCUUUUGAUUCAAUCUGCGAGUUGCAAUCACUGGAGAGGAUUGAUCUCGGCAACAAUUCUUUCCAUGAGAAUGUUUCAGAGGACCUGAACAAAUGUUCUAGCCUGCAAUACUUGGAUUUGGGAGUCAAUUCUUUUUCUGGAAAAGUGCCUGAUUUGUCUUCUUUAACUGGAUUGAAGUUCUUGAAUUUGAACAACAGUGGAUUUUCCGGGAUUUUCCCAUGGAAAUCACUGCAAAAUCUCACGGAAUUGACUUUCUUAAGCCUCGGUGACAAUCCAUUCGAUGCAAGUCCAUUUCCUCCUGAAGUCUUGAAGUUUGAGAAAUUGUAUUGGCUUUAUCUCACAAAUUGCAGCCUCACAGGACAGAUUCCUGAGGGAAUUCAGAAUCUCACUCUGCUGCAAAAUCUUGAACUCUCUGAUAACAAAUUGUCAGGUCCAAUCCCAGCUGGAAUUGCCAAACUCAACAAGCUUUGGCAACUUGAGCUUUACAACAACUCAUUGUCUGGAAAAUUACCUGUUGGACUCGGAAACAUUUCGAACCUUACAAACUUCGAUGCGUCUAUGAAUAUGCUCGAAGGCGACUUAUCGGAGUUACGAUCGCUGAAGAAUCUUGCUUCGUUGCAGCUCUUUGAAAACCAAUUUUCAGGAAAGGUUCCAGUGGAGUUUGGUGAAUUCAAGCACCUUGUAGGGCUAUCACUGUAUAGGAACAAGCUUACUGGUCAGCUUCCACCGAAAAUCGGGUCAUCUUCAGAUCUUAAUUUCAUAGAUGUUUCGGAGAAUUUUUUGACAGGUCCUAUACCACCAUAUAUUGGUAAAGCAAAGUCUCUUGAAUUUCUACGCUUGGCCAAUAAUCAGUUCUCAGGUGAAUUGGCUACUUCAAUCUCUCAAGCUUCUUCAUUAGUCUUAAUUUUCUUCAUUAGUCAUUCUCAUGCAUCUGAAAAAGGUCAGAUGGAAAAUUCCAACUCCACCACCCUCGUUGAAGUGGUCGAUGUUUCGAUGAAUAACUUAGUUGGAGAAAUCCCUGCCUCAAUCUGUAAUUCGAGUUUCCUCGAUGUUCUCAGUUAUAUGGGGAAUAAUUUGGUUGGAACAAUUCCAGAGUGUUUUGGAAACUUGAGUUCUUCUCUUUCACACAUUGAUUUACAGCAUAAUCAUUUCCAUGAUUUAUACUUUCUGGACGUUGGGAAAAACAAGUUAAAUGACACUUUCCCAACUUGGUUAGGAAAUUUGAAUCAAUUACAAGUUCUCGUCUUGAGAUCGAAUAGAUUUUAUGGACAAGUGAACAGCUCAAAUAUUGCAGUUUCCUUCCCUCGUUUGCAUGCCAUUGAUCUUUCUCAUAAUAACUUCAGUGGGUACUUGCCUACUAAACUUUUUGAAAAUUUGGAUGCCAUGAAAGGAGGAUAUGGGAAGCAAGUUGAAGCAGAGUACAUGAAGGAUGAAUUGGCUAACGGAGUAGUGUAUUAUGUUCACGGUUUAUCUUUUACAAUAAAAGGGUUCGAAAUAGAGUUUCCAUCACUAUUGACCACCUGGAUGGUAAUUGACUUUUCCAGCAAUCAGUUCUCUGGAGAAAUUCCUCAAACACUUGGUGAGCUUCAUUCUCUAAUUGUCCUAAACCUUUCUCACAAUUGUUUAAAGGGUUCUAUCCCUUCAUCAUUUGGUGAUUUGUCAGAGCUUGAAUCGUUAGCUCUCUCAUCAAACAAGCUCCAUGGAAGAAUCCCAGUGGAGUUGAGUAAUCUUGGAUUCCUGGAGGUGUUAAACCUCUCUCAUAACAAUCUAUCUGGACGCAUUCCUCAGGGCAAACAAUUCGAUACUUUCACUAAUGAUUCCUACACAGGAAACCUGGGCUUAUUCGGGUUGCCAUUAUCAACAAGUUCAGAUAAAGAUGAGGGAAUUCCAGCAAAAUUUUAUAGAGAGAAUGAUGAUGCUGAUAAUGAGUUGAAUUGGAAAUUUUCUAUAUUGAUGGGGUAUGGAUGUGGGCUGGUGCUGGGACUGAGCAUGGGAUACAUCGUAUUCACAACAGGAAAACCACGGUGGUUCAUUACACUCUUCGACACAUUUCAACACAGAUGA
Molecule: messenger RNA, 2343 nt
Organism: Hibiscus syriacus
Lineage: Eukaryota; Viridiplantae; Streptophyta; Magnoliopsida; Malvales; Malvaceae
Product: receptor-like protein kinase 7
Exons: 3
Coding region: 16-2343 (775 amino acids)
Molecular function (GO): protein binding
Source: RefSeq, a predicted model, not a curated record